AUGUUGCCAUCUCAAAGCCCGUCUCCUGACUACAUAUAUGAAGAGUCCAUCACUAGUGACGCGGUUCCAGACGACCCCAAAGAGUCCAUAGAGGAUGCAGAAAACCUGGCUCGCGCAGACCUCUUUCCAUGGGUAGACCAACACUCCAACGUCAUCACACGCCACGUAGGAAAGGCACUCAUUAGAGCACACCAGGAGGAAUCCAAGACCUGGACUUGGGAGAUGAACUUCGAGUUCAGGCACAUUGCUCCAACACUCAAUUUCUCCAUCUAUGCGCAGACGGGAAUCAUCACCAGUCACAGGAUCGGCAAGAAUGUGAGGAAGAAUGGCGCCACCUGGGUUCACUUUUGGUUCCUGCGCGUCAUGUUUGGCCCGCAAGCGUGCUCGAGACAGCCCUGGUUUGCAGAGCUGGCUGAGAAGCAUCCUUGGAUUCUCAACGAGGCUCCCGGGGGCGUGGUCCCUUGGAGUGCAAGGGCCAUUAUUGAGUCUGGGCAGGAGGAUUGGGUGCCUGUAACGCCGAUAAUGGAAACCCCCAUCUUCCAUACUAUCACAAGGCCGAAGCGAGAGGCUGCCGAGAGCAUCUCAAACCCACGACCGAACAAGACGCCUAGAGCAUCUGUUCCAUACUCAAAGGAGACGGCCGGAGUGUCGGACGAGACGGAUGUGUGGACACAGCUUGAUGACGUUGACCUCUGGGAGCCUCUCAACAUGAAGUCUCCAUCGAAAUCGGACGAACAGUUAGAGGAGCUCAAAGUGAAGCACGAAGCGUUGCAAUCGGCACACGAAGCUCUUUUCGAGAAGCACAGGACGCUGGAGGGCAAGUACAAGAAGCAGGAGAAGAAGCUGGAGAAACUCUGCACGCGGCUGAUUCAGCUUGGGAGCUUGGUGAAGCAGCAGAACGGGGUUUGA
This is a messenger RNA of Trichoderma citrinoviride, 909 nucleotides long. RefSeq lists its product as hypothetical. Bases 1 to 909 code for a protein of 302 amino acids. The record is from RefSeq and is a predicted model, not a curated record. Lineage: Eukaryota; Fungi; Ascomycota; Sordariomycetes; Hypocreales; Hypocreaceae. The transcript is spliced from 2 exons.